AGAGACAAUUUCAAAGCAACGGUUACAUGUUAAUCCAUAUAAGAAACAUCAAAAAAAUAACAUCAUCGAGAAAAUUAUGUGAAUAUGACAAAUAUAUACCUAAUUAUGAUAAUGAUCCUGAGAUGAAAGAAGUAAUAGAAAAAUAUAAUGAACGAUUAGCAAUACGAUGGAAAGAAUAUGAUGAAUUAAAGAAAGAAAAAGAAAGAAAAUAUAAAGAACAAUACGAUAAAGAUAUAAAAGAAAUUAUUUUAAAAGACAAAAUAGAAAAACAACUAACAAAACAAUUAUCAGCAUUAGACAAAUUUACUGAUAUAGACGAUUUAGCUAAAGGUAUAUACGAAAAAAAGAUAGCAAAAAAAAAUAAAAAAGAUUAUAAAAAAUCCAAGAAAACAUUAGGUCAUACCUUAACAGAAUGGAACAUUUUAGCUAAUAUUGAUAUGUAUGAAUGGAUACCUUUUUCAUCUAAGGAAGCAAAAAUUGAUUGUAAUAUAAAAAAUAUGAAACAUGCUCUUACUAAAGUUGGUUAUAUAGGUCCUAAUAAAUUUGCUUCACUUGGUAAUAAGGAUGGAAAAGAUUCUAUUGACAUGGAUCAGUUAUUUAGUUCUAUUAUGAGUUCUUCUAAUGCGUUCAUUCAAAGAUAUAUGGGGGAUGAUAUUACAUCUAGUGGUAGUAGUCUUAAAAAACAAAAAGGUUUACUCUCUUUAGGUCUUUACGCGUUAUGGGAAAUUCUAGAACAUAUUGUGAUACCUACUGCCGCUGCUCUUAUUUUUGGAAGUGAUGAUCAUGGACAUGAAUGUAAAGCUAAUGAAAAGAAAAGGUGUGAGUGCGUUUGUAAAGAAAUAAAAACUUGUUGUUGUAAAUGUGCAGAUGCAGGCAUGUGUGCAUGUAAAUGUGCAUGUUCAGGUGAAGGUGCUGUUACAUGUGUAGGUAAUUGUGCAUGUGCAUGUGCAUGUGCAGGUGAAAGUGUUGCUACCUGUGCGUGUAAGUGUGCUCAUGGAAAUGGCUUUUACGCAAAGGUGCACAAUAUUAUAGAAAAAGGUCAAGUUUUUGUUGAUGCUAUUUUUGCAGUAUAUAUUAUAGCUUCAAUAAUGUUAAUUCUUUAUUAUGUUUUAAAAUAUUAUACAGAAGUAAAAAUGGAGAAAAAAAUGAAAUAUAUGAAAAUAUUAAAAUAA
Messenger RNA from Plasmodium gaboni, 1172 nucleotides. RefSeq names its product rifin. Lineage: Eukaryota; Apicomplexa; Aconoidasida; Haemosporida; Plasmodiidae. The record is from RefSeq and is a predicted model, not a curated record. The transcript has a single exon. The annotation marks the transcript as partial.